Molecule: messenger RNA, 1524 nt
Organism: Emericellopsis cladophorae
Lineage: Eukaryota; Fungi; Ascomycota; Sordariomycetes; Hypocreales; Bionectriaceae
Exons: 1
Coding region: 1-1524 (507 amino acids)
Source: RefSeq, a predicted model, not a curated record
AUGUCUGCGCCUGAUAAUUCGAUUGAGAAAAUCAAGGCCGAUCUCGAGCCGUACAUCAAGCCUCGGGAGCAGGUCAACUACAUCCGCCGGAUCAUCGCGCUCCAUCUCGCCGCAUGUUCUCAGGAUGCCCCUGCAAACCAGCCGUUGGUCCUAGCAGGAACGUCUCGCGAUAUCAUUGCGCCGUCGCCAAGCGCCAAAGGCUUACAUCGCGAGUAUUUCGAGGCUCUCAAGGCCAACGUUGCUGCCAAGAUUGACAUGGACGACAUGGUCCAGCAGAGACCUGCGACACCUGAGCGGGUGCCUCCACCUCCCUUGGAUCACAUCAACCCACUGGAAGAGCGUGUGGCGACGUUGAAAUUGGAGGAGAAGAAACGAAAACUCUCCAUUGUACGCAAGUACCUUGACCAGCUUGUCGACCAGCCGGCGGCUUCGCCAGCUUUCUUGGACACGGAUGAAAUCUUCCGGGGAUGUCCUCGACUACCCAGUGUUCCUCAGGACUUCCUCAACGACAUCGCCUCAACAGGCGACGGGGCCGGCACAGAUCUCGAGGUUCAAGCACAGCGGCUUGAGAAGAUUGUGUUGAGAUCGAAAUUGCAGUUGCGGCAGGAGGAGAGGCUACUCCAAGAAGCCAAGGAGCGGUCACGCGACAGACCCGAUGUCAUCAGUAACGGCGCCAGGCUGGUGGCGCUGAGUGCUACACGCAACGAGCUGAUUACUUGGAUUGAAACAGAACUGAGCACGGCGUCUGCCAACGAAUCCAGACAUGGCGAGGACGGAAGCAGUGGCCGUCGGGAGGCGGAUCAAGCGACGAUCAAUCACGGGCUUUCCGACAUCAAACAGAAAUACGAAAAGUAUCUCGCACAGAGAACGCGGCUACUUGAGCUCGCCCAAUACCAACCGCAGAUCUCUACCAAGCCAGAGCUGAAACCAAAAGAGACGCAACCGACUACCAAACCACCCACUCAGCUUGUCAAUCACUUAUUGAUACCCUACAUUGAGCGCUUGCUCGCGUUGUCGAGAGCCCAGCGGUCUUCCAUUGCGCACAAAUCACAUCUCAAAGCCAUGCUGAGCAAGCAGACGAAAGACGCUUGCCAGAGCCUGGGUCAUCUCGCUGAGGAAAGCCAACUCCUGCCAGCGUAUCCCAUGAAGGAUUCCCAACGGAGGCGCUCGGGAUUUAUCGAUGACAUUAUGAACAAGAGGACCGACGCGCCGGAUAUCACGAAGAGGAUUAAGCCGUGGAUGUUUGCAUCUGAUUCGGCCAAGAUUGUGAACUUGGAGGCCGUGGCAGAAACGAUGGAAGCAGGCCAGCUAGGCUUGGAAGGCUCGAUCAAGGCUAUAUCUGAGCUGGAAAGACUCUUGGGUUUGGCUAAGGUCAAAGAAGAGGUGGAGGCUAAGGACGGUCUUGCCGAGGGCAAUGUGUCAGGGGCCGACAAGAGACAGGUCAAGCCGGAGAAUGGUACAGGUGAUGUUUGGUCUGUUCUGCAUGGAAACCUCGGCCUCAUCGGCCAGGAAGAUUGUAUAUGA